Messenger RNA from Thelazia callipaeda (thelaziosis nematode), 354 nucleotides. The record is from the annotation of a GenBank genome assembly. Lineage: Eukaryota; Metazoa; Nematoda; Chromadorea; Rhabditida; Thelaziidae.
AUGUUUGACUGCGGUGACAACGAAGACGUAUCGAGAAGAGACCGAGGUAACAUUCUCAGAUUACACAAUAAAUUGAGAAUGCGACUGGCUACUGGAGAAGAGAAGGACAGAAGUGGCAGAUAUAUGCCAAAAGCUAAAAAUAUGUCAAAAUUUAUGGCUUGGGCUAAAACUACACAAGUUGGUUGUGCUACAUGCGCCAAGUAUGAUGAUGGAAUGCCUUUUAUUUAUCUUCGAUGCCAGUAUUAUCCGAAAGGUGUAUUCAGUAACCAAAAAAUCUAUGAUACCGGUGAACCCUGUACUGGUUGUCAAAAUGGUACUUACUGCCGAAGAAAAGCACUUUGUGGUGAAAAGUAA